Messenger RNA from Dromaius novaehollandiae (emu), 2989 nucleotides. It is a transcript of the gene CLCF1, whose product is annotated as cardiotrophin like cytokine factor 1. The record is from RefSeq and is a predicted model, not a curated record. Gene Ontology annotation, cellular component: CRLF-CLCF1 complex; extracellular region; CNTFR-CLCF1 complex. Gene Ontology annotation, molecular function: cytokine activity. The coding region runs from base 836 to 1525 and encodes 229 amino acids. Lineage: Eukaryota; Metazoa; Chordata; Aves; Casuariiformes; Dromaiidae. The transcript has 3 exons. Gene Ontology annotation, biological process: positive regulation of B cell proliferation; positive regulation of tyrosine phosphorylation of STAT protein; cell surface receptor signaling pathway via JAK-STAT.
CGCCUCUCCCAGCCUCCCCUCCGCCGAGGCGCAGCAGCCCGCGGCAUCCCUCUCCCCUCCCAGCACCCCUCCGCCCCAGCGCCUUCCCCAGCAACGCCACUAACAAAAGCCUCGCCAGAGCCGGCGUCGGGGUGGGGGGCGAGCGGAGGGGGGGCAUUGCCCCUCCUGCCCCUGGCUGACAGCACUUGGGGGAUCUCCCUUCCCUUCGCUUUUUUCCUCUGCCCUGGAGUUUUUAGCCAAGCCGGGAGUUAGCUCAACACCUCCCUACCUUUGCCCGAAGCUGGGGACCCUAGCGGGGGAGGCUGGGGGAGAGGGAGGAAAAUGAAUGGAGCCUGCCGUUGUGUACAAUUGCAUCAAAUACAUUCUUGAAAGCAACCUGGUUCUGCUUAACACUUGAAUUUCGAAAAAAAAAAAAAAAAAAAAAAGGGAGGCAGCAGCUUGGAGAGAGGGUGUAUGCGAGCUCGCGUUUUUUUAUUCUUGCAUUCCUGGACACCAAUCAAAAGAGCAAAUCAAGGGAGGUGGAAGGGGGAAAGGCAGCGAGCGAGGGAGCCGGAGCGUGGUGCAAACCGUGCACACACUCACACACCAAAAAAACACAGCCCAGACGGCUUUUUCCACCUAACACCCAAGCAAACACAAACCAAAACAAAUAGGGAGAGGAAAAAAAACCCUGAGCGAGAGCGCGUGAGCGAGAGCCAGGGCAGAAGAGACCAGGCAGGCUUCGCCGUCCGCUUGGGGCUUGGGGCUUAGAGCAAUAACUAACCCCAAGUUUGGGCUCCUCUCGCCCCCUCUGCGCCUGCCUUCCCCCACCCCAACCCCACACCCUGACUCUACUAUGCUAAAUGUUGCUGGGGAGAUUUCAGGAGAUUCUUGGGGGAUCUUUGCCUUCCUGUGCGCCGCGCUCUGCAACCUGCCCGCGGUGCCCGCGCUGAACGGCACGGACGAGCUGGGCGCUGGCCAGUCCAUCCAGAAGACCUACGACCUCACCCGCUACCUGGAGCACCAGCUCCGCACCCUCGCUGGCACCUAUCUGAACUACCUGGGUCCCCCCUUCAAUGAGCCCGACUUCAACCCACCGCGGCUGGCGCGGGCCGAGCGGGUGCCCAGCGCCACGGUGGACUUCGACCUGUGGCGGGGCCUGACCGACAACGCCCGCCUGGCCGCCAACUACCGGGCCUACAGCCGGCUGCUGUGCUAUCUGCGGGGCCUGGAUGGGCAGGCGGGCACUGCCGAGCUGCGCCACAGCCUUGGCCACUUCUGCUCCAGCCUCCAGGGCCUGGUGGUGAGCAUUGCCGGUGUCAUGUCCUCCUUGGGCUACCCACUGCCAGCUGGCACUGCUGCCGGUACCCCUGCGCCCGCUGGGGCCUCUGCUUCCCCUAAUGACUUCCUCAAGAAGAUGGAUGACUUCUGGCUGCUCAAGGAGCUGCAGACCUGGCUGUGGCGCUCGGCCAAGGACUUCAACCGCCUCAAGAAGAAGGUGCCUCCUGCCGUGGUCACACUGCGCCUCGAGGCGCGGGGCUUCUGAGCCCGCCACCCACCCUGCAGUACCUGCAGCCACAGGGCACCACUACAGCCACCCUGCGGUCUCCUGUCACCACGCUGGGCCUUGAGGGAUAGAGCACCUUCCCUCAUGUACCACCAUGGUCACCCCACGUCCCCACCAUCACCACACUGUGCCUUAAGGGAUGGAGCACCUCACUCUCAUGUGCCACCAUGGCCACCGCACAACCCCUGCCCCCCCCCCCCCGUCACCACACUAUGCUUUGAGGGACAGAGCUCUUCACCCUGAUGUGCCAGCACAGUCAUCCAUGGCACCACACUGUGCCUUGAGGGAUGGAGCUCCUGACCCUGAUGUACCACCACAGCUGCCCCAUGUCCCUACUGUCACCACAAUGGGCCUUGAGGGAUGGCGCUCCUCAUCCCCAUACGCUGCCAUGGCCAACCCACAUCCCCUCUAUCACUAUGUUGUGCCUUGAUGGACAGAGCUCCCAGCCCCAAUGUGCCACCAUGGCCACCCCACAUCCCUGUCAUCACCAUACUGUGUCUUGAGGGACAGAGCUCCUCACCCCAGUGUGCCACCACAGCCACCCUAUACCCCCCCCCACUGUCACCAUGCUGUGCCUUGAGGGCCAGGAUGGCUGUCUCUGAUGUGCCACCAUGGCCACCCCACAUGCCUUCUCACCGUGCUGGGCCUUGAGGCAAGGGGUUGUGAGGCUAUGGCAGCCACCAUGCCAAGUCCACCCUGGCCCCUGCCACCCUGCUGUGCCCCAUGCCCACUCAGUCAGGGUGCCCUGCACCCAGGGCUGCCCCCUGGAGGGGGGGGGCAGCCUUCUCCCCCCUGCCCCAUGGUAGCAAUAAGCCCUGCCCCAUGGACAGCAGGGUGGGCUUAAGCCCCACCCACCCCCAAAAGGACCAAUCCUGCAGAGCAUAGGAAUAAACCCUGCCCUGCCCAGCAGCAAUAAGCCCCACCCCAAAAGCAGUAGGCUCCAUCUCUCCACUCCAGAUGGCAACAAGUCCCUCCCAUGACCUAUGUAGCAAGCCCCACCUCCUUUCCCAGCUCCACCUCCAGGUGCCUCACACCCCAUCUAUCAGCCCCGCCCCCGCCAGCUGCCUAGUGUCCCCUAAGGGCCCGUCCACAAUGCCUUGGUGGGUGGGGCCAGGCCUAAACUGGGCGGGGCCUGCCACAGCCACCAGCCAGAGCAGGCAGGGGCCCACGCUGCAGUGGGAGGGGCCUGAAGCAGGAGGGUGGGGCCCGGCUGGGGGCAGAGCCCAGGGGCCUACCCACCUGGUAAUGCUAUUGCAGCCCUGCCCUGGCAAAACACCUGCCAAUCAUGGUAGGGGGUGGGGUCAGGCAGGAGGGGGCGGGGUCCCCAGGGACCACUGUUUUGGUGCGUCUAAUGAGUGUUUAUUUAUUGGAGAUUUUAUUUAUUAGGGUAUUUAUUGCAGAAGAUCUAUUCUUGUAUUAACAAAUAAAAGGCUUUCUCCAGUG